AUGAACUGCUUUAGGGUAACUCCACUGAUUUGUCUUAAUAUUUUUUUGUUCAGUUUAGGAGAGACUGUCAUAAGUAAUGUCAAGCCUUGUUCAUCUAAGGGCACAAGGAAUGUUGCAGCUGUGGAGGAACCACUCAAGGCAGAAGAGAAAAUUAAAUCUGCAGAUAUUUCAAAACAAAAAGAACAAUGCCUUGUACCAUGUGAUGUUCAAGCUAAAAUUUUACGAGGGGAAAAACAUUACAUGUGCAGAAAUUUGCAGAACUCUCUUGUUGAAUAUGCAAGAAGUACAAAAAAACUGGUAAGAAACAUGAUGGAUGAUCAACAAUCUUCUUUGGAUUACCUUUCUAAUCAGGUAAAUGAACUCAUGAACAGACUUCUUCUUUUGAAUGCAGAAGUUUUGAGAAAGCAUUUGGAUCUACUUCCUUACAGAGCAGUUCAAUCUCAUGGGUUGGAUUGCACCGAUAUUAAAGAUACCGUUGGUUCAGUUUCAAAAACUCCAACUGGUCUGUACAUUAUCCAUCCAGAAGGAUCAAAUUAUCCUUUUGAGGUUUUGUGUGACAUGGAAUUUCAAGGAGGUGGAUGGACUGUGGUUCAGAAAAGAACUGAUGGAAUCAUUCCAUUUCAGAGAACAUGGUCUGAAUAUCUAGAUGGAUUUGGUGACCUUUCUGGGGAAUUUUGGCUUGGACUGAGGAAGAUUUUUCACAUAGUAAAUCAAAAAGCCACUAGUUUCAGUCUUUAUGUGGAUUUGGAAUCAGAAAAUGACAAGCAUGCCUAUGCAUCAUAUGAUGGAUUUUGGAUAGAGGAUGAAGCAUGUUCUUUUAAGAUCCAUUUGGGGCGUUAUUCAGGAAAUGCUGGUGAUGCAUUUAGAGGAUAUAGAAAAGAAGAUAACCAGAAUUCAAUGCCUUUCAGCACAUUUGAUGUUGAUAAUGAUGGAUGCAGGCCAAUGUGCACUAUUAAAGAACAGCCUGUAAAGAGCUGCAGCAACUUCAGUGAUAACACUGGAUGGUGGUUCAACCAGUGUGGCCUUGCAAAUCUUAACGGUGUUCAUCGCUACACAGGUAGAUUUCUUGCAACUGGGAUUCACUGGGAUACAUGGACAAUGAACAAUAAACCAGUCAAAAUUAAAUCAGUUUCAAUGAAAAUUCGGAGAACCUAUAAUCCAUAUUUCCAUUAA
This is a messenger RNA of Gymnogyps californianus (California condor), 1173 nucleotides long. It is a transcript of the gene ANGPTL5, whose product is annotated as angiopoietin like 5. Bases 1 to 1173 code for a protein of 390 amino acids. The record is from RefSeq and is a predicted model, not a curated record. NCBI's taxonomy places the organism in Eukaryota, Metazoa, Chordata, Aves, Accipitriformes, Cathartidae. The transcript is spliced from 8 exons.